CUGAAUCACCAUUCAUGAGUAGGAGUAAGGACAAGUAUGCACCAAGGAUGGUCCUCAAGGAGGAGAGUACGGAAAGAGUUAGAGAGCAGAACUGAGUACCUGAAGGCUAUAAAUGAGUAGUCACAACUGAAGCUUUGGAGCAUUUCCGUAAGAUCCAGAGAGAACAGGAAAUGAGUGCCUCUGUCGGUAAAUAACCGAGCCACGAACUCAAUGUAUGGAGUGAACCAAGAUAAAAGGAUGCUGCUUCUACAACAGAAGCGGGAGAAAGAAAUGCAGGAAGCUCUUAACUGGAAGCCCAUCCUGUAUAAGACUGGGGAUACUAAAGCAGUCUCUAUUGUGAAACAGAAGAUGACUAAGAAGAAAAAGCUCAGAUUCCCUCCUAAAAAUUUGCCCACAGUGAUGCUGGAUAACACCUUUGGGAAGAACAGGAAGUUUAGCAAUGUAGAGGAUCCACAACUAGAACGCAAUAGAUCAGUACCUAAACAACCAAGAGCCUCAUUUUUUCAAAAGUCUACACAAAGAAGCAGUGUUUUUCAGAUCCCUUCAGUAAAUUCAAACAGUACAGAGAGACUGAAGAGCGAGAAGAAGUCACUUUUUAAGACAAAAAAGCCUCCAAAGAAACAAAAAGAGGAGCCACUUCUGUUAAAGAUCAUUAAAAUCGAGGAGAAUCCAGCUCUAUGUCAACUCAAGAGUAAUCGUGACCAUAGACCAACGACGGAUCACUACCCUACUUUGAAGAGUGAAGUAGUUAAAGAGUCUGUAAGGAAAAGUGGCGGGGCUCUAAAUAGUACAUGUUUUUCAACAUUAAAAACUCCAGCCAAAUCUAGUUUGAGUCAUACUCAAGACCCGUCCUUUACUAAAGCUAAAGAAUAUAUGAAUAUGACCUUCCAACAUUCACAAACACCAGAGAAGCUCUCUGGACGUAUGCUGGAUGAAGAUAAGAAAGAGUUUAAACACUUAAUGUUCCAAUAAAAGUAUCUUGUCAAUCACUUUGCUACUAAACGAGAAGGCCUC
Molecule: messenger RNA, 1014 nt
Organism: Moneuplotes crassus
Lineage: Eukaryota; Ciliophora; Spirotrichea; Euplotida; Euplotidae
Source: the annotation of a GenBank genome assembly